CCGACGUGCGUGUCUCUUGUGCAACGAGGGAGUUGCCUCCUUCCGUAUCCGGUUGACGUCGACGGUGUAUCUUGCUCGACGCUCGACGAUGCAGCCCGUGUGCUUGAUCCGCCAAGGCGCGGAAGGCCUCGAGAUCGUGCCCGAGGGCGAAGCGCUGCUGCAGUCGCUGCAGCUGGAGCCGCUCGCGGUUGUGUGCCUUGCUGGCCAAUACCGCACGGGCAAGAGCUUCUUCUUGAACCAAAUGCGCCAAACGAGCGAGAUGGCCGGGUUCGUCGUGGGCCCUACGACCGAGUCGUGCACGCGUGGCAUCUGGAUCUGGGACGCCAACGUCCGCAACAGUCGCGGCGAGAAGGUACUUCUCAUGGACACGGAGGGCAUUGCGUCGACCGACAAUGACGAGUCGUACGACGCCAAGAUUUUCUCGCUCGGACUCCUCUUGAGCUCUGUCUUUGUCUUCAACACCAUGGGUGUCAUUGACGAAGGCGCGAUUGACCGCCUCUUCCUCGUCUCGGAGCUCACCAAGCACGUGUGCAUCUCGCACAAUCCGACCAAUGACGCCUCCAAGAUGCUCCACGACACUGACGAUGAUUUUGGCCCGUCCGAAGCCGAACUCGCCAAGCACUUUCCUCCGUUUGUUUGGCUCUUGCGCGACUUCCUUCUCGACAUGCAAGAGAACGGCGUCGCGCUCUCGCCCAAGACGUACCUCGAAAGGUCCCUCGAGCCGCGGGACGGCGCGUCGCGCCGCACGGACGAGCGCAACCGCAUCCGCGCUUCGAUCCGAACCCUCUUUGCGCAGCGCGAGUGCAUGACACUGGUGCGGCCGGCGACGAACGAAGACCAGCUCCGGCACGCGAGUACGCUCACGAACGCCGACCUCCGGCCCGAGUUUGUCUCGCAAAUGGCGGCCAUCCGAGCGCGGCUCUUGGCGCUCGCGUCGCCCAAACGACUUUGUGGCCAAGCGGUGGACGGGCCGCAGCUGUGCCACCUCGUACGUGCCUACAUCACCACGAUGAACUCGGGUGCCGUGCCCGACAUCAAGGCGGCAUGGGAGUAUGUGAGCGACGCGACGUGCGAGACGGCCAUGCAGCGCGCGCUCGACGAGUACCACUGCGUCAUGGCCAGUACACUGGGCGACAGCUUGCGUCAAGAACACUUCGAGUCGACGUUCAAGUUGGCCCAGGAGAAGGCGCUCUCUGUCUACAAGCGUAUCUCGGUCGAUGGCGACGCCCGCAAGCGAUGCUUUCAGAGCCUCAAGACAGCAAUCACGGCCGACCGCACGGCGCAAAUCGCGUCGCUGCAGGCAAAAUCCCGAGCGCUCUGCGAUGGCGUCCUGGCCUCUGCCGCCGCCACCCUGCUCGACGCCGAUGCAGGAGAUGCCACGACGACGUGGCGGUCCCGGUUAGCACCACUCUUGGCGGCGUACGAUGACCAGGCCGACGGCGCCGCCAAGAACAAGGCGCUGCUGGCCUUUCUCAAAGACGGUGUCUGGUCAUUUGUCGAUGCUGCGGCCGUGCGGCACGACGCUGCCCACGCCGCCACGCUGCAGGCGACGAUCGCCGCCGCCGAGAGCCGUGAGCGCGCGCUCGAGGCGACCCAGCGACAGCUCGAGACGCAGGUGCACACGCUGGAGCUUGACAACGUGCGCGCGACCAGCGCCGCCGCCAACGUGCAAGACAAGCUCGAGGCAUCGACCGCGAGCAAUGUGGAACUGCGCAGCGCGCUCGAGGCGACGCAGACGCAGGUCGAAGCGCUGUCGGCCAAAGAAGCGGCGCUCCGCGUCGAGCUGGAUGCGCUGCAGCAGACGCACACGGCAGUGAGCGUCGAGCUGGCGCAGCUGGGCGCGCAGUUGGCGCAGACCACGUCGGCACUUGACCAAGUGCAAGCCGACCGCGACAGCAUCCGAGAGGCCUUGAGCCAAGAGCUGAGCGACGAGCGCAAGGGCCGCACAAGUGAGCGUGAGGCGGCGAUAGCCGAGAUGGCCAAGCAGGCCGGCGAGCUGCACACGGCCCAGCGGGCGCUCAAGAACGCGGCGACCGAGCACGAGUCGCUCUCGCGGGACCUCUCGGUGCUACAGAAGGAGAAGGACAUGCUACGGCACAAGGUCGACCUCGUGACGUCCGCGCUAGCAACCGCGGAAGCGACGCUGACCGCCACGACCGCCGAACACGCUGACGCGGCGACAAUGUUGCAGCGGUACCAGAGGCGCGUCGAGCGGCUCGAGACGCAACUGGGCGACCUGGCCACCAACGGCCAGGUCGCGCUCGCGCUCGAGCAGGUGGUGUGGACGGUCGCCAAGCAGGCCGACAUUGACAAGGCGGUGCAAGUGGUGGCCGAAGAGAAGGCGGCGCUCGUCGAGCGACUGGGCGACCUGCACCUCAAGAUCUCGUCGCUGCCCGACUUUUACCAGCGCCAAGUGUUUUGCGCGGCCGAGCCUGCGCCCGACUUCUUUGAGGCGCUCACGUCCUUUCUCUCGUAAGCGAUGGAAGAAGACACGUUCUUGAUGUAGUCGCACGCUGUAUUGGGGUUGCGGGUAUAUAGAAAGCUGCUGGA
Messenger RNA from Saprolegnia diclina VS20, 2550 nucleotides. RefSeq lists its product as hypothetical. The coding region runs from base 89 to 2476 and encodes 795 amino acids. Gene Ontology annotation, molecular function: GTPase activity; GTP binding. The transcript is spliced from 8 exons. Lineage: Eukaryota; Oomycota; Saprolegniomycetes; Saprolegniales; Saprolegniaceae. The record is from RefSeq and is a predicted model, not a curated record.